Solanum lycopersicum (tomato) is the source of this 1151-nucleotide messenger RNA. Its product is annotated as transcription factor VIP1. Gene Ontology annotation, molecular function: DNA-binding transcription factor activity. The record is from RefSeq and is a predicted model, not a curated record. Gene Ontology annotation, biological process: regulation of DNA-templated transcription. NCBI's taxonomy places the organism in Eukaryota, Viridiplantae, Streptophyta, Magnoliopsida, Solanales, Solanaceae. Gene Ontology annotation, cellular component: nucleus.
UUUUGUGGAAACUUGUCGCUGACUAGCUGUAAAGCUCUAUAUACUCACUCUUUCAGCCGCCACCAAAAUUCACUUUCCUUAUUCUUCUUCUUCCAAACAAACAAACGAACAAUGGGUCCCAUUCAUUUCUGAUGGACGCUAAGUUCGCCGGAAAGCCCAUUCAGGCCCAAUUUUAUUCCGGUCAAACUAACCUCGAACAGAUGCAGGAUACUCCAACCCGCGGGGCACGCCACCGCCGUGCACAAUCCGAAACCUUUUUCCGUUUUCCCAGUUUUGAUGAUGAUAUGCUUUUAGACGAUGUCGUUUCUGACUUCAGUCUCGAUGUUCAGGCUCCGACCCUCAUGCAGCCGGCUAAUUCGCCUGAUUCUUCGUCUACUGGACCAGCGUUGUCGGCUGGACCUUCCGAUUACCCUAAGCCGCUGGCUCACUACCGUAGUCUAUCUGUUGAUGCUGAUUUUUUCGAUGGACUGGAUUUUGGUGGUGUGCCGACGGAGAAGAAACUGAUGGGUUCUGAGCCACGUCAUAGGCAUAGCAAUUCUAUGGAUGGGUCUUUUGAUACGUCGUCGUUUGAGUCUGAAUCGAUUUCUGUUAAGAAGGCUAUGGCUCCUGAUAGGCUUGCUGAGCUGUCCUUGAUUGAUCCCAAAAGAGCUAAAAGGAUCCUAGCAAACAGACAAUCUGCUGCACGUUCCAAGGAGCGAAAAACUCGUUACACUAGUGAGCUAGAGAGGAAAGUGCAGACUCUGCAGACUGAAGCCACCACUCUAUCCGCUCAGAUCACAGUUCUACAGAGAGACACUUCUGGACUAAAUGCUGAAAACAAAGAACUGAAAUUUCGGUUGCAAGCUUUGGAACAACAAGCACACCUUAGAGAUGCUCUAAAUGAUACGUUGAGGGAAGAACUGCAGCGGCUUAAGAUUGAAGCAGGCCAACUUCCAUCUGCAAAUGGAAACAGAGGAAUGCAUUAGUACCGAAAACACCCUUAAUCUGGCAUGGACAUUAGAGAUCUCGAGUUUAAAUUUCUUUGUAUGUGAUAUCACAUUUGUUAACGAGUGUUUUAUCUAUAAUGUAAGAUAUUCCAGCGUACCUAAAUCCUAUUUUAAUUGAACUAAUGUGAAAAGAGUCUUUAAAAAAAUGAAAUAGAAGUUAACCAA